Messenger RNA from Protopolystoma xenopodis, 780 nucleotides. Lineage: Eukaryota; Metazoa; Platyhelminthes; Monogenea; Polystomatidea; Polystomatidae. The record is from the annotation of a GenBank genome assembly.
GUAAUUACAUUCGCCGUCAAUUAUUGGUCCGGAGGUAAGACAAAAGCGAUGUUUCUACGCCAUGAAGGCUAUCUUGGUGUUGUGGGCGCCUAUUUGUCAGGCCUCGAUCUCGAGUCGAACGGCAGCGCUCCAGGCUGUUGGACCGAGAACUAUGCUGCUAGCUCCACUUCUCCACAGCUUUCCACCUCACUACGCCACGUCGUUUCGUUGCCCUCCUCAAUCGCCACAGGAUUCAGCUCACCAGUCAGUGCUUCCCAACCUACGAGGCUUUCGGGCCAGAUUGACCUCUGCGCUUCUCAGACUCCCAUUGAUCCCACGCUCUUGGCUAUAAAGACCGAACAUAGCACAAACCUCAAUUCACAUUCCCUGCCGAGUUUGUCUCAAGUUGAAAAAUCACUUUCCAAGUCUCCUGAACCUGUCGCUGUCCAUACCGCUUUACCAAAGCCGAUGUAUGACGAUGGCGUCACAUCCGUUGCCUGGGAAGGCGGUUCAGACAACCGUCCACUUCUGAAAGUAGAUAUAUGUUCUCUCACUGACUUGCCAAGUGCUUCAGUAGCAGCCGACCUGCCUUCAACGGAGGCUGAGGAACAACUCUCAGUUGGGAUUGUGGAGUGGAUGCACUUUGGACUGGAUCAUGUUGAAGGUACGCGUCGUGAGCCGUUGCCGCUGCUUCUCCAUCCGGCCAUUUAUCUGCCUGAUACGUGGGACUUUACACAGGAUGAAGAGGCUAGAUUAUAUUGGCUGCAAUGUCUUGAGGUAAGUGCUGCACUUUCCCUAUAG